Diatraea saccharalis (sugarcane borer) is the source of this 1812-nucleotide messenger RNA. The record is from the annotation of a GenBank genome assembly. Lineage: Eukaryota; Metazoa; Arthropoda; Insecta; Lepidoptera; Crambidae.
AUGUGGGCCAUGUUAAAAUCUUCCCGCCCAAGUGCCCGCCCCACCGGCAAACAGAACGGCCACCAGAACAUACACAACCUCAAGACACUAGGCGCGUCCUCCACUACCACAGGUCCGACAACAUUUAUCAACAUUGAGGGGACGAAGAAACACUUCGUUCCGUACGAACCAACAAACAAAGAAAAGUCUGACAAAACGCUGGGCAUGACCUCCGCCAUCUCUUUGGCAGGUCCGACACAGUUCGAUAUUGAGAAGACGAAGAGUCUCAAAGAGUACCUCAUCCCUCUCGAUGCGUUCGAGCCAGAGGCGGAGAUGCAGCACCGCAUGGAGGUGCUCAGCUCAGUGUAUCGGCUGGUCCGUCAGUGGAUCUGCGAUAAGUCGUUCAGCAAGAACGUACCUGCAAGCGUCGUGGACACGGUCGGCGGGAAAUUAUAUACGUUCGGCUCGUACAGACUCGGGGUUCGUAACAAAAGUGCCGAUAUCGACGCGCUGUGUGUCGCCCCGCGCCACAUACAGCGGUCAGAUUUCUUUACUUCGUUCUACGAUUUCUCAAACACCAGUACACCUACUGAAUUCCUUUAUCACAAUAGGCUAUUUUCCAAGUUUUCAAAAAAUGGAACAAGACAUGGCAAACUAUGUGCCAUAUAUAAAAUGGGGUUCAGCCAGACUAUACUUAUGGUUAAAGGAACUUUACCAUCUAAGUUUGAUUGCCAGAGAGAUCGCAAAAAAAGGCAAUCAGAUACUACCUUAUCCCGAACAGCCUAUAUCAAACGUGUAAAAACUGCUCAAGAAACUGAAGCCAUUGCAGAUAUGCCUGGAAAUAGCACACAAAAAGAUGACAGUAAUAUACCUGAAACUGCUAUGGAAAUCUUAGGUAUCUAAAGUUGAUUACGAAAUAAUUUACACAUAUAUAUUAACUAACAGUUUGCCCGGCUUCGCCUGUGGUACUUACAUAGUCUAUGUCAGGGAGGGAUACCUUGCAAAUGGUCAAAUAAUUUUUUAAAUUGGUCCUGUUGUUCUUGAGAUUAAUGCAUUUAACCAAACAAACUUCAGGUUUAUAAUAUUAGUAUGCAAAAGUACCAUUUUGCAAGUUAAAACUAUAAUAAUUCAUUUGCAUAAGCAUCAGUUGAUUCUGUGAAAGACUUGAGAGCGGUGGAGGACGCGUUCGUGGCGGUCCUCAAGAUGCAUUUUGACGGUAUUGAAUUAGACCUGUUGUUCGCAAGAUUAGCUUUCAAAGAGAUACCUGACUCAUUGAACCUCAAUGACACUAUGCUGCUGAAAAACUUGCAUCAAAAGUGCGUUCGUUCAAUGAACGGUUGCCGAAACACCGAAGAGAUAUUAAGGCUGGUGCCUAAUAUCAACAACUUCCGUCUCACACUGCGCGCCAUCAAACUGUGGGCUAAACGUUUGGUGAUUACAGACGAGAAACUUGCCCUGCAUGUUCUCGUCUGUAGUGGUUGGGAGAAAUUUUUCAACGCUCCAAACUUCUUCUCCCGAUACAAACACUUCAUGGUAUUGUCGGUGGAAGCCGUUCAGGCCGAUGAGCAAUGCAGUGGUGUGGUCUCAUCCAGUCUCGUAUCAAACACCUCCGACACUAGAAGGGAAUCGGCACAUAACAACUGCUCACGUGAACACGGAGUGCUACAAUUCUACACCGCUGCAUUUCCUGCGUUGGCAGGAAAUCCACUGCCACCAGACUUUCCACACAGUUCAUCAGUACCCAUAGAUCCAGUGCCUGAACUCAAAGGAAAUGAAAAACUAAGUGAUACGAACUUAGUAUCAGUAAAUACUUAUAUGAUUAUUUAUUUUUAA